Molecule: messenger RNA, 6192 nt
Organism: Sitophilus oryzae (rice weevil)
Lineage: Eukaryota; Metazoa; Arthropoda; Insecta; Coleoptera; Curculionidae
Product: mucin-16-like
Exons: 15
Coding region: 464-5398 (1644 amino acids)
Biological process (GO): lipid metabolic process
Molecular function (GO): lipase activity
Source: RefSeq, a predicted model, not a curated record
AGUAACUCGAGUACUGCUUGACGGCACGGCGAAACUGCGCUCGGCACGUGCAGGAAUUUGCACUGAAAGAAACAACGGUUCCGGGCGUACUGUACCUAGUGCGGUUGCAUGGUACCGAUAUUUUAAAAAAUCUGGUGCGCCAUUUUCGGGAUUUCGAUGGAUGGUACUGUUAUUUAAUUUCUUUUUGAAUGGUUUACUAAAGGAAAAGAGCUUUAUAUACAACCAUCUUCAGGAAAAUCCGGAAAGAUUUCUAAUCAAUUGCAUCAAGGAAGUAAACCGAACAGUCAACAGCUCGAGUGAAAGUGAUCUUGUUGAUUUUUAGUGCCUUUAAACAUCCUUAUUACAAAUCGUUUAUUUACAUACUACCGGUGAUCUCAGUGAGAUGUGAUGACAAAGAAAAGGAUUAUUAAAAGGAAGAAAAAGAAGUGCCAUUUGUGGAUUCCCCUCCAAUGAGACCGUCAAAAUGACUUUUCGUCUGUACGUGAACACGUCAAUAUGGAUUAUUGCACUAGUAUCUCUAGUGAGGUCCAUACCAUGGGCAGAUCCAGCCCUGGAGGCACUGGACGAACUGAACGACGUAGAAGUAUACAGGGCGGUAGUAAAAUCCAUGGACGACUGGCAGAGAAAACGUGACCAAAAGAAAGCUACCAAUCGAACCAAACGCGAAGAACCCAGCGUGUGCUACGAGGAGCUGGGUUGCUUUGAAGCUUCUGGUCCUUUUGGGUACUUAGAUAUGUUACCAAGCAAGCCUGAAGAGAUCAGUACAAAGUUUUUAAUGUAUCCCGCCAGGACCAGACGAAGACGUAGCGGUUCGGCUCCUGCAGAAAUCCCGUUCGAUAAAAUAACGGAGGCAUUUGAAUGGGCUAAAAGUGGUUUCAACAAGAGUCUACCUACCAAAGUGUUGAUACACGGAUUUGGAAGCGAUUGUGGGUAUAUUUGGGCCUACGAAAUACGGAGUGCUUUGAUGGCAGUGGAAGAAGUGAACACAAUCUGUGUGGAUUGGUCCAACGGUGCUUCUCUACCUAAUUACGUCAAAGCAUCAGCCAACACGCGAUUGGUCGGAAAACAGCUGUCACUGUUGCUUAGAGGAAUGGUGGACAAAAAUGGACUCUCUUUAAGAGACACCCAUUUGAUUGGGUUCAGUUUGGGAGCUCACAUUGCUGGAUUCGCUGGUGCUGAUUUGGGAAAUCUUAGCCGGAUCACAGGAUUGGAUCCUGCAGGACCUCUUUUUGAAUCGCAGGAUACCAGGGCACGCUUGGACCACACAGACGCGGCUUUCGUUGACGUCAUUCACAGCAAUGGGGAGAAUUUAAUCUUGGGAGGCCUGGGAUCCUCUCAGCCAAUGGGACAUGUUGAUUUCUACCCAAAUGGAGGACGUAUGCAGAAGGGAUGUAGUCAUUUGUUUGUUGGAGCUGUCACAGAUAUCAUUUGGUCGUCAGCAGUGGAGGGUCGGUCAUUGUGUAACCACCGGAGAGCUUACAAAUUCUUUAUCGAUUCCGUGUCCCCCAGGUGCCAUUUCCCUGCCUUCCCCUGCGAUUCUUACGAUGAUUUUAUUGCCGGAAAAUGCUUUCCUUGUUCCGACGAAAGAAAAUGUGGUAAUAUGGGGUAUUACGCUGAUAGAUCCAAAGGAAGAGGACAAUUGUACCUGAUUACAAGAGACGAGGAACCAUUUUGUGCUCAUCAGUAUUUGGUCAAAAUUGAAAGUACUCCUAGUCCAGUACCAGUAAAGAGUUACGGAAAAAUCCAGAUAACUCUCAUAGGAGACUCCUUUCUUAACGAAACCUUCAUGAUGACAAGGAAAGAAGAUGAAGAGAUGAAAUUGGGAGAGUCAAUAUCCAGAAUUCUGGUGCCACAUCCUAUUUUAUCACAGCCUACUAGGAUAGAGAUACUGUACACUGCAUACAGUGGUUGGUUAUCUUCUGGAUUGACCCAGUGGAAGGUGGACAGAGUCACUCUAAUGGAUAGUUUUGGAAAAAUGUCAUCAAUUUGCAAAAAAUCUGUAAUUCUUGAGUCAGGAACACCUGUUAUACUGCCCCUGUAUCCUGGAUCCUGUGAUCCAGAUAGUGAGGCUGAAGAUAGGAUGCAGGAAGCUGAGAACAAAUAUCCUGGAUAUGGUAUUAGAAGUGAUAACAAGGAGGACUUAGGUUUUGUACCAACUCAAGUGGUAAAAAUUGGACUUAAAGACCCUGGAGAGUCUGAAAAAGAUUCUUCUGGUGAAGAUGAUAAAGAUAUUGUUAAGGAAAAACCUUGGAAAACAGAGAACGAAAAUAGUUUGCAAGACAAUGAAGCUGAGUCAAGCAGAGCUUUCAACACUAGAAUUAUCAAAACUGAUAAACUCAACAAGCAACACUCAACCAACAAUGCUUUGGUGCGUGAAAUUGUUGAGCCAGUGUUGAAACCUCAAUCAACCAAGAACGCGAGGUCUCAUGAUCCAGAUAGACAAAAUAAACCCGAGAUAACAGAACCAAUUCUGGGUCCAACUACUGCUAAAAGUAGUGCUGGCAGUACUAGUGAGUCUGGUAAAUUGGCUAGCGACAGGAACGAUGAAAGUACCAAGAGGUCGCAGUAUGAAUCUUCUGAUUGGGAUCAUGUUGAUGAGAAUGGUUAUCAAGGAAAAAAUAGACAGGAAGAAUCGAAGUCUUUGAAAGAUUUUGAAUCACCUCAGUUUAGGCCAGAAUCCGUACCUAACGUCAAUCCACUGGACAGCAUAGUCAGCACUGUCCAACUCCUACCACAACGUCUAGCCAGAAUGUUCGAGCAAGCUGAAAAGUACGCCAGAGAAAACAUUCUACCCCUGGUCAGCACUUACACCCCCAGAUUCAUCACAGACUUCAUAGGAAGUCCUAGAAACAACCCUCGAUACAUUCCUGUACACUAUGACGAAGACGAAGUCCAAGAACUAGCCCAAUCCAAGCACAUAGACGUGAAAAGUGACAAUCCCAACGAGGCUAGAGUGCUGAAUCUGCCUACUUUGCAGCCUAUUCAACCUCAAAUGACUUCAACGGAGUCCUACAGUCAUAUACAGAGGAUUACUAAGAAGAAGGCGGAUAAGGAGUACAUUUUCCCGAGGGAUGAGAGUUUGGAAUCGUUAGAAACGACUACUACUAGUGAAAGCCUUCUCCUAACCUCAACCACUCCAAAACAAACUAACAUGUACACCUUCAACCGUGCCAAUUCCACGUUCUCUAUCGAAAUCGAGUCACCGAAGACCAAAAAGAAACGCCAGGAUGACUCCAAAUCACUCCAGAACAUCGAGGUAGAGCACAGCGACGAACCACCCAGAGUACCGCAAGGAGGAAACUUCAGACCUUUGGAAAACUUCGUCACUGCCAUCCAGGGGUUGCCUGAAGGCUUCGCCAGAGUGCUGACAAGAGCUCAGGAUUAUACCAGAAGAAGAAUUUUGCCGAUGGUUGAAAGUUACGGGGCUAGAAGGUUAGGGGAGUUGAUUUGGAUUAGACAGAGACCAAACGUUACUAUGAAUAUACACAGAGAAAGAAAUAAUAGCACUGACAUACAGGAAGAUAACGUUCACUUGAAUUUAUUUGUUGGGACUGGUCCAAGUCUUUCUACUGUGAAACCUGAUGAAGUAGUUACUUCUGAAAGAUCAACUACAUCAAGCACUACAACAAAAUCUACUACUACGACAACUACAACACCUUCAACGACUGUUACAAGUACUACAAAACAACCUACACAACCAGUAGCAUUGAACCCAUCUCAUAUACCAACAGUUCCAAGCACAACUUCAUUGUUUAUGACCAGUACACCAAGAGCAAGAUUCCCAUUGUUUAAUAUAUGGUCUAUGAGACCAGUGAGUCAUACUGUUACGAGUCCAACUACACAAAGAGUGUCAGAUUCCUUACCGACAACAUCACAAACUUUGUCUAGUUCAAUAAAUAGUUUAGUUGAGUUAUCAAGUACGAAAUCUCCUGAUCUUGCAUCAGAUUUGCCUGUUACUACUCAAGAAGCACUUGAGAUAACUCCGAUGGUAGAUAUUUUGACUUCAACUUCGUCAACAGUGCCUAUGGUUCAUACUACCUUGGAAGUUUCUGAAAAUAUUUCGUUAUCAACUUCAAUAAGUCCACCUGUAACACUUGAAGAUACUUCUACAAAUUUAUCAUCAAUUCCUAUUACUUCCACAACUUUAAAACCUGAUUCUAGUAAUAUUUCAACAUCAUCACCUGUAAUUAUUCAAGAAAUUCCUCAAAUUUCUACAUUUUUAAAUACUAUACCAUCUAAUAUUUCAAAUUCCACUGUAACAACUGAAGAGUUAACAUCUGUAACUACUAUAAAUACAACAUCAUUAAUUUCUACCAGUUCUACAACAUUAAAAACUGUCUCUUCUUCAAAUAUUUCAAAUUCUACAUCAACACCUGUAACAACCCAGGAAUCAUCAUCAGAUACAUCAUCAACUUCAACUACUUCAAGUCCAGUAUCAUCAACUGUUUCUGUUCCAACGAAAUCAACAUUAGAAACUUCAUCUACCAUUCCUGAUACAACUCAUAAAAUACCUACAUUGCCAACUGUAACAACUCAGAAAUCAUCAUCAGUUACAUCAUCAACUUCAACUACUUCAAGUCCAUUAUCAUCAACUGUUUCUGUUCCAACGAAAUCAACAUUAGAAACUUCAUCUCUCAUUCCUGUAACAACUCAGAAAGUACCUACAUUGCCAACUGUAACAACUCAAGAAUCAUCAUCAGUUAUAUCAACUACUUUAAGUCCUAUAUUAUCAACUGUUUCUAUUGCAACUAAAUCAACAUCAGAAACUUCAUCAGUGAUCCCUGUAACAACUCAGAAACUACCUGUAUUUGAAUACACCACAACCAAAACAUUAAAUUCUCCAGACUUAUAUACUACGUCAAAAACUUUGAGCUCAAAAGCUCUAGACAUAUCAACAACGCCAGAUUCAAAUAACAAACAAAGUAUACCCAAUUUAAUGACCAUUUUACCUAUGGAUAGAACGAAGAUACUGAAUACACCUCUGGUGAAGUAUGUUGCUUCUUCUAAGUCCGAAUCACCCAACAAAGAGAAGAAUUACAUACAGAGGAUCCCAAAACGUGGAGAAAAAGCAGAAUAUUCUUUACCUGUGCCUUUUACUAUUAUUAUUAAUCCUAAGGACUUGACUACAACUACUUCUACUACAACUAGUACUACUACUACAACUACUAUAAAACCAACUACACAAACUAAGAAACCUUCUAGCAAAAAACCUUUUGUUUCUUAUGUACAAAAGAUCCCGAAAAAAGGUGAAAAAUCUAAAAGUUUCUUUUAUAAAGCUGUAACAAAUCAUCCUUUGAUAAGAAACACUAAAAACGAAGACGUGAGUGUUAAAAUGAUGGAUAAGUUUGGUAGUGAGGUGGUUUACAGACUCACUAGUGAUGGUAGAUUUGAAGUUUAAAUCAUACCGUGUGGGUAGAAGCUUAGUUUAUAAUUAUAGAAGAAUAUAGUUAGACAUUCUUGUAAUGCACUGAGAAAAAUUGUUUUAAAAAUUCAAAUUUUUGUUUAAAUAAAUGAAAAAUUUACUGAUAAAAGUAGAAAAUACUAAAAAUUAUUUGUUUAUUUAAUUUUUUUCUUAAUUUUGAUCAUAAUGUUUUGUUUAUUCAGUGUAUUUAAUCUUAAAUUUUAUUGUUAGGUCAUUUUUAAUCGUUUUUUUUUUGGUUUGUAUAUAUGUAAAAUUUUAUUUUAUUCUUCCUUAAAUAUUUCUGUGAUAUGUAUAUGUAAGAAAAAUAAUUAUAAGGUAAUUAUACCAUACAGAGUGAGUCUUGAAUAAGUGCAUAUAUUUAGUGCACACAUCUGUGAGGAUUUUUUGGGAAUUUGUUUUUGUUUUUUUGUAUUUUUUUUAAUUUUCACUUAAAAAACAUAAAAAAACAUAAUAAGAUAAGAUUAUUGCAACUUCGAGGCACAAAAACACAGAAGAAAUACAGUGGUUCUCAAAAGUUAAACACAAAAUAAUUUAUACAAAUACUAUUUUGGACUUAUUUGGAAAAAUAUUUUUUUAUAAAAAGGGAAAAUAUGUUUUUUCAUGAUAUCUAACAGGCCUGAAUAUAGAUUAAAUUGUUUAAGACUCACCCUCUAUAUAUUUAGAUAUACAGAGUGUUCAGUUAAAACUCUUUAAAUAGAAGAAAAUUAAUAUAGAGUGGCCUGAAUUUCUAGAUUUGGCUUUAAAAUCUUAUAUACCAAUAUAAUGAUUAU